UACUUGAGGUUCAGAUUAUUACUCUCUUUCUUGUGGAGCUCAUUUGCCAAAGGACACCCUAACUCUGUGUCCUAAAAUAAAGACUGCAGUUUUAUGAGUGUGUUGCUGCUUCUCAGACAGUCAGACAAGUAUAACUUGGGUUUCUUUUUUGGGUUUCAUUCUACAACAACUCUUCAAUACUUAAAAGGAUAGAAGAGAUUUGAAGACCUCAUGUGGAAGUAGAUCAUCUUUUGAAGAACUUCAGAUUUCGGGAUUUUGAGGACAGGAUCUUAAUGGAAGAGGGUAUUUUCUCUUCGGGUUCCUUACUUGGCGCACACGCAGAUUCAGCUAUGGACUUGGAUUACAUGGAUAAAUUGUUUUUAGAAGGAUGCUGGUUGGAAACAAUAGAUGGAUCUGAGUUCUUUAAUCCGAGUCCCUCUGGUUCAACCGCGUUUGUUGAUUCAUUUGUAUGGCCCGUUUCAGAUAUCAACAACGCCGAGUUGGCCUACACUCCAUCUCAGAAGAGCAAUCCAGAAGAGGAACACGUAUCAUUGUUGCUGAGGCAUUCACCCGCCGAUGAAUUCCAAGAAACAAGUCUUCUCAAUACAGAAGCUACUGGUCAUGACAUAAAUAGUGUUGUUACAUUGGAAAAUAAUGCAGCUGAUGCUUCUGAAGUAAGCAGAAGGUGGUGGAUUGGACCAAGAGCAAAUCCAGGUCCCAGAACUUCUGUGAUAGAUAGAUUAAUAACAGCACUCAGUUACAUUAAGGAUUUCACCAAAGAUAAAGAUGUCCUUAUACAAUUAUGGGUCCCUGUUAAUAGAGGCGGCAGACGCAUUCUUGUUACUUAUGACCAAAAUUUUGCACUUGUUCCUAAUUGUCAGAGACUGGCAAAUUACAGAGAUAUAUCCGUUAACUAUCAGUUUUCAGCUGAGGAGAACUCCAAGGACAUGGUGGGGUUACCUGGUCGCGUGUUCUUAGGCAAGGUUCCUGAGUGGACUCCUGAUGUUCGAUUCUUUACAAGUGAUGAAUACCCACGAGUAGAUCAUGCUCAACAAUAUGGUGUUCGUGGAACACUGGCGCUUCCUGUUUUUGAACAAGGGAGCAGAACUUGCUUGGGUGUCAUUGAAGUGGUUACAACUGCGCAAAAGAUCAUGUACCAGCCUGAGCUUGAGAAUGUUUGCCGGGCCCUUGAGGCUGUGGAUCUUCGGAGUUCUGGGGUACCAGGCAUGCUGAAUGUAAAGGCAUGUGAUAUGUCGUACCAAGCUGCACUGCCUGAGAUUUAUGAGGUUCUUAGAUCUGCUUGUGAGACACAUAAGUUGCCAUUAGCUCAAACUUGGGUCACAUGUUUCCAACAAGGCAAGGGAGGAUGUCGACAUUCUGAUGAAAAUUUCUUCCGCUGUAUUUCAACCGUGGAUCAUGCUUGCUAUAUACGUGAAACUUCUGUCCAGUAUUUUCACGAGGCUUGCUCUGAGCAUCACUUGUUAAAAGGUCAAGGAGUUGCUGGGGAAGCAUUCUUGACUAAUCAACCAUGCUUUACGAGUGACAUAACUUCAUACGGAAAAACUGACUAUCCUCUUUCUCAUCACGCAAGGAUGUUAGGAUUGCGUGCUGCUGUUGCAAUUCGCCUCCGAAGUGUGCACACUGGAAAAGCUGAUUUUGUCCUCGAGUUCUUUCUGCCAUUGGAUUGUACGGAUCCAGAAAACCAGAAGAAGAUGCUCACUUCACUGUCUGUCAUCAUACAACAGGUCUGCCGGUCCUUACGGGUUGUAACAGACAAAGAACUGGAGGAAGAAGUUAAUUUUCCCGUUAGUGAAAUGGUAGCCCCUACAGAUAGCAGACCUUGGAGAGAAGAAAUAUUAAGGGCCAAGCAUCCAUAUUCUGAAGAUAAUUUAAGGGCUACACAUCCAUAUUCUGAGGGUUAUACUGAAGAGAAUUUAUCCUGGACUGCUCAUUUCAAUGAGGCCCAAGAAAGUGGUUAUCACGAUACCAUGGGUCAAAUUAAGAAGCAAAAUGUAUUAACAGGUGAAAAAUCUAUGAGGCAUAGGAAAACUCAAGAAGAUAACAGCCUGAAACGGGGUAUCGAGUGUGAAGAUUCUGCAGUUGCUGAAGGUAGCUUUUCGAGUGUCUGUAUGGGUAAAACUGGAGAGAAAAGACGUACCAAGGCUGAGAAAACAAUCACUCUGCAAGUUCUUAGACAGUAUUUUGCUGGAAGCUUAAAAGAUGCUGCAAAGAGUAUUGGUGUUUGCCCCACAACCUUGAAACGAAUAUGUAGACAGCAUGGAAUUAAUCGAUGGCCCUCUCGGAAAAUCAAAAAGGUCGGCCACUCCUUACAGAAACUUCAGCGAGUAAUUGACUCAGUCCAAGGUGCCUCUGGUUCAUUGCAGAUUGGUUCCUUCUAUACAAAUUUCCCCGAGCUUGCCUCUCCGAAGUUAUCAAGAAGCAGUCCGCUUUCAAAUUCAAAUCAAACUGAGCAUCAAGAGCCAUCAUGCAUACAGACUGAGGAAACUAUUUUCAGCUCCCAAGUGGCUGCACCAAAAUCUACCUCAUCUUCAUGCAGUCAGAGUUCCAGCUCGAGCCAGUGUGUUUCCAGUGGGACUCAGCAAAGUCCUUCUGCGUCAACCAUACCCACUGCUGCAGAUCCUGUGCUUGGGGGAAAAUCAGGUAACGGAAUGUUAAAGAGGGUUAGAAGCGAAGCAGAGUUGCAUACCUCAAAUGAAGCAGAAAACUUGCUGCCUGGAUCUCCCAGCCAUCAAUCUCUUGGGGACCAAGCUAAUUUGGGAAACCUUCCACCUUUACCUAAAACUAAUAUCCGCACUUCCCAAGAGAUUGAUACUCGUAGAGUGAAGGUAACGUUUGGACAUGAGAACAUCCGAUUACGCAUGCCAAACAAUUGGGAAUUUAGAAAUCUAUUGGAAGAAAUUGCUAGACGGUUUAACAUAGAUGAUAUAAGCAGAUAUGACUUGAAAUAUUUGGAUGAUGACUUGGAGUGGGUUCUAUUGACAUGUGAUGAUGAUUUGGAGGAGUGUCUGGAUGUAUGCCAAUCAUCUCAGAACUACACCAUUAAACUGUCACUCCAAAUUUCUUCUCAUCUGUUGGGAAGCAGUGGUCUUUCCUGACACUAAUUAGGGUACACUUAGUUGUGUCGAUGAGGCAUGUACUUUUCGGAUUCAAUGUAUUAGAGUUACGCUGCUUUAAACUGCUGAAGUUGUAAUAUAGUUAAGCAGCGGAAAUAGAGAAUAGGCUGAUGCUGGAAUGCGGAACUUUGUUGAUUUGCGGACCUGGAGAUUAACGAGAUGGUGAUCUUGAAGGGCGAAAAAGCUUAUAGCAUUCUGAAAUGACAAGACGAGACGGGAUCAUAAGAGAUAUGAUCGAGUCUUUUGCUAGAGCAUAUGUUGUUGACAUAACCGAUGCAGCUAGCUUUCAGUCCCUUCGAGAUUCAAUCAUUGUUGAGUGAGCGAAGUCCUUAAUAAACUUUUUUGGAGCAUAUGAAUGUAUAAUAUAUGUUGAUAUAAAUAAGGGAUUGUCACCUUUGAUAAA
Molecule: messenger RNA, 3516 nt
Organism: Mercurialis annua (annual mercury)
Lineage: Eukaryota; Viridiplantae; Streptophyta; Magnoliopsida; Malpighiales; Euphorbiaceae
Product: protein NLP4
Exons: 5
Coding region: 273-3095 (940 amino acids)
Molecular function (GO): protein binding; DNA-binding transcription factor activity
Source: RefSeq, a predicted model, not a curated record